Molecule: messenger RNA, 1523 nt
Organism: Malus domestica (apple)
Lineage: Eukaryota; Viridiplantae; Streptophyta; Magnoliopsida; Rosales; Rosaceae
Product: ribose-phosphate pyrophosphokinase 4-like
Biological process (GO): 5-phosphoribose 1-diphosphate biosynthetic process; purine nucleotide biosynthetic process
Cellular component (GO): cytoplasm; ribose phosphate diphosphokinase complex
Molecular function (GO): ribose phosphate diphosphokinase activity; magnesium ion binding
Source: RefSeq, a predicted model, not a curated record
CAUAGAAUGGGGAGGGAGACAAUCCAAGUCCCUCAAAAUUUGCUUUCUAUUCCCGUCGAAAACACGCAGACACAGAGCCGAGGAGCUCGGCACUCUACAAGCACACCAGUGACCGCUACAUGGCGGCCACUCGAGGCCUCCCGUCUUCCUUCCAAAACCCUGCCUUCCCACCCGGGCCCAAAUGUCCCAUUCCUUCCUCCGCCGCUUUCCAUAUCAAAGCCUCCACCUUUACGAAGAAGAAGCAGUACAGCAGCAACAUCAUCAGGUGCGACAACAAGAGCUUCGGCCACCCGCACAACCUGACCAUCGAGCGGGACUCUCCGGUUCACGUCUUCCGCGAUGCUUCCGAAGCCCAAUUGUCAAUGGCCUCCGAUUCGGCAGGGAAGAAGGCGAAGAAUGUUUGCCUUUUCUACUGCGCCGAGACCAAAGCCCUCGCCCAGAACGUCGCCGCCCAGUCGGACUCCAUCGUGCUCCGCAGUAUCACGUGGAGGAAAUUUGAUGAUGGGUUCCCCAACAUUUUCAUACCCAAUGCUCAAGGAAUUCGAGGGCAUCAUGUGGCGUUUCUGGCCUCGUUUAGCUCCCCGUCGGUCAUUUUCGAGCAGUUAUCUGUGAUUUAUGCAUUGCCCAAGUUGUUCAUCUCCUCAUUCACUCUGGUGCUUCCAUUUUUUCCGACGGGGACUUCAGAGCGUAUGGAGGAUGAGGGAGAUGUCGCCACUGCUUUCACGCUCGCCAGGGCAUUGUCGAACAUUCCCAUUUCGAUGGGAGGCCCUACUAGUUUAGUCAUCUAUGAUAUCCAUGCCUUGCAGGAGCGGUUUUACUUUGGAGAUAAUGUCUUACCGUGCUUUGAGAGCGGGAUCCCUUUGCUCAAAAAUAGGCUUCAGCAGCUCCCUGAUUCCGACAAUAUAUCCAUUGCUUUUCCUGAUGAUGGUGCAUGGAAACGAUUUCAUAAGCAGCUGCAUCAUUUCCCAACAAUUGUCUGUGCUAAAGUUCGGGAAGGUGACCAACGAAUCGUACGUAUUAAAGAGGGAGACCCUAGAGGACGACAUGUUGUGAUUGUUGAUGAUUUGGUUCAGUCUGGUGGUACCUUGAUCGAAUGCCAGAAAGUUUUGGCCGCCCAUGGAGCAGCAAAAAUCAGUGCUUACGUAACACACGGGAUCUUUCCUAAUCGAUCAUGGGAACGCUUUCAAAGUGAUUACGGAGGGCACCCCGAGCAUGGGCUGACCUACUUCUGGAUUACGGACUCGUGUCCACUGACUGUGAAAGAUGUGAAGAACAAUCCGCCGUUUGAAGUUCUUAGCCUUGCUGGGUCCAUAGCGACUACUCUGCAAAUGAUGGCCCAUGAAUGAAGACCUAAAUAUAGACGUCGCGCUCGUUUAAAUCCAUCAUGGGAUUAGCUUGACCAUAACUUGAGAAAGCUACGGACAUCCUUAUUAUAGAAAGCGUGUAUGCAUAAAUAAUACAUGUCAUAUAUUUACAGGCAAAACAAACAAAAACUUUCGAUAUUUAUUGAACUCUCUUACAAA